Molecule: messenger RNA, 3171 nt
Organism: Syngnathus typhle (broad-nosed pipefish)
Lineage: Eukaryota; Metazoa; Chordata; Actinopteri; Syngnathiformes; Syngnathidae
Gene: gpcpd1
Product: glycerophosphocholine phosphodiesterase 1
Exons: 20
Coding region: 142-2154 (670 amino acids)
Biological process (GO): glycerophospholipid catabolic process
Molecular function (GO): glycerophosphocholine phosphodiesterase activity; starch binding
Source: RefSeq, a predicted model, not a curated record
UGUCAACCUUUCAAUUUUUUGUUGUGCUGUUCAUUCAAUAUUUUGGAAACGUAAUAGCUCGUGACUAAGCGAUACAUUUGAAAUUUUUACUCCAAUGUUUACUGAAAAGCUAGAAUAAAUUAAAACCAAUGGCUCUUCCUAAUGUCUGUCGUUGAGAGGUCGGAUUUUUUUACUCAUCAAAUCGGAAGGACUAUCACGUCUUAUAUUUUUAUUAUUUUGUUCAUCUUUCUUCUUUUUGCCAUCAGUGUGUCAACAAUGGAGGUCUCCCAGGUGACUCUGACUGUCGGCGGAGAAACGUGUCCAGGGGAAGUGAUUGCCGUGGUCGGGAGUUGUGAAUCCCUUGGCAACUGGAGCUACCAAAAAGCGGUGGUCUUGAACACCCUGAGCGGAGAGGGGAAUACAUGGACGACAACGGUCACCAUUCCCAGGAGAGUCGAGGUCAAGUACCGCUUCUUCAAGGGCUUCUUUCUGGACCCAAAAAGCGUGGGCGAGCCUUGUCAGGUGAUAGUCAAUGUGUGGGAGAGCCAUCUUCAGCCCCGCACCAUGAGCCCCACAGCAUCCCACCUGAGUGUCAACAACGGACAGUUUGGAUUUCACAAUGGUUUCAAUUCCACCGACAUCGGCUGGCUCACAUGCCAGACGGAGAUCCGCUUACGUCUGCACUAUUCCAAGAUGCCUCCGGUGUCAAUCACUAAGAAGAAAUUCAAGAAGUCGCGCUUUAGAAUCAAACUGGCGCUGGAGGGCGUUGAGGAGGAGGACGAUGAGGAGGAAGGGGAAAGCAGUCCUUCAUCCCCCCACAAGGUGCCCACCACCCUGGAGAUCAGCAUGAUCAGCUCCAAAUGCUACAAGUCGCGCCACUCGCAGCCCGAGUGCGGCUACGCCCUGGCGCCUUCGCAAUGGACCGAGUACAGCAUCCACAGCAUGGACCCUGACAACCUGGAGCUCACUUUUGAGUUCUUUGAGGAGGAUCUGAGCGAGCGCGUGGUCCAGGGCGACCCUCAACCGGGGCACAUGGGCACCGCCUGCCUCCUCUCCUCCACCUUCUCGGAGAGCGGCCGGGACCACGGCCUGGUCACGCUGCCCAUCAUGGGGCGCAACUCCAGGCAGACCAUCGGCAAAGUGCGAGUGGACUACCUGGUGAUCAGGCCCAUCUCGGGGCUGCAAUGCGACAUGAGAGCCACCUUCACAAAGUACUGGAAGAAAGGAAAGCCCUUGAAAGUGGGCCACCGGGGAGCCGGCAGCAUGCACGCCGCCAAGCAUCACAGAGUGCGAGAGAACACCAUCGCUUCGUUUCGGAGCGCCGCCAAUCACGGGGCCGCCUACGUGGAGUUUGACGUCCACCUCUCCAAGGACACGGUGCCCAUCGUGUACCAUGACCUCACGUGCUGCAUCGCCACCAAAAAGAAGAAAGAUGACCAGACUGUAGAGCUAAUCGAAGUCCCUGUGAAGGAUCUGACUUUUAAUCAGCUGCAACUUCUGAAGCUGGCUCACGUCACCGCCAUGAAGGGAAGCGACCUCAAAGACGUGAUGGAGGAUGACGAGGAAAUUGACGAGCAUCAGCCCUUCCCGUCACUUUCGCAGCUCUUCCAGGCUGUCCCAGAAAACGUGGGCUUUAACAUCGAACUCAAAUGGAUCUCUCAGAUGAAGGACGGGUCAUGGGAUGGCAACAUGUCCACCUACUUCAACAUGAACAAGUUCUUAGACAUCAUUUUGUCCUGCAUUCUGCGGGAAGGAGGCGAGCGACGUAUCGUCUUUUCUUGCUUCGACCCCGAUAUCUGCUCCAUGGUGCGCCGCAAGCAGAACAAGUACCCCAUCCUUUUCUUGACGCAGGGCGUCUCUGAAAAGUAUCCCGAGCUGAUGGACAUCCGCUGCCAGAACACCGAGAUCGCCAUGAGCUUCGCUCAAAGCGAGGAUAUCCUAGGCAUCAGCGCUCACACCGAGGAGCUGCUGAUCAACGUGAACCUCAUCAGGGAGGCGCAGGUCAAAGGCCUGGUGGUGUUCAGCUGGGGCGACGAUAACAACGAGCACGAGAACAGGAGGAAGCUGAGGGAGCAGGGCAUCGAUGGACUCAUUUAUGACAGAAUUACAGAAUCCUCACUGCCAAAUUCUGACUCGAGUUCCUCAGAUUGCUGUAAAGUCUCUCUGGCAUUUUAGUGCUUGGAUGCUCAUUUUUUACCUUGCCAAUGGCCCUCAAUGAUAAUGCAAGACAGUUGACUCGUCCUACACACUGGGACUGAACCCGGGCGGUUGGUCAACUGCCUUGAUUUAUCAUUCUUUUUGGCCUCAUGGACUCUGGCAUGCCCCCCCAAUUUGGCUGAGUUGCUUCAAACAUGAAUGAAUAGCUUUUGCAUGAGGCACUUGGCGUGUUUUCACUACAACAGCUACCUGCCAAAAAACAGCCCCCGGGCCAAGGUUUGAACAAGCAGACAGUCCUAACGAGCCUCUUCAAACAUUCCUCCUAACAACUGUUAAUUUGCGCAUAUGGAGAUUUAACGUCAAGGAUUUUCGUAGUGUAAACAUUACAGAGCAAACACUCUGUUUUGAUCUCUGCAGCAUGUGAUGCUCCGGGGAUUAAGCGUGAUUGUCCCUAAAGGGAUUGACGUAUCGCUUUACUUGAAAAGCUUAAAAGCUCACCAGCCUUCUGGCUGGCCUCAACAUUUGGGCUACUUAGCUUUCUCUCUCUUUCAUGAGUGUGUCACACUCACACACGUUACUGGGAAAAAAUCCUUAAACUGUAGACAAAAAACAAAUCAGUAUGGUGAACCUCUUACAGAUCCAGCUGACCUCUUCAUCAAUAUGCACUUUCCGGCUCAAAGUGGAACGCUUAACAGAUGGGCUAUUGUGUGCUUUGGCACCGUGGCAUGGCAUCCUACAAUCUGAUUGCAGUUCAUAGAAUAUAAAAUGCCUUGAGCUUUGGGAAGAAAAACAAACCCAAGCCUGCAGUUUUAUUUUGAGGCCCAUUUAGAAGUAUUAGUAAGUGACGUAAGAGCAAUUAAUGCAAUCAACCGUGGAGAGAAAAAUGAAAGCAGGUUUGUAUGCAUUGUGCUAAUGUCAACAAAAAUGGGUGCAUGAACAAGUUUAUUCAUAUCCCAUAUUUGUAGCUUGCAAAAUGCUGACUAGCUUAAUUGUUGCUCACUUGUUUCCUGUACUCUAAUAACCGUAUUGUUUGGU